AUGGAUCAUCCAAAAUCACAAAUCGUCCCCAUAAUCCACACCCUCUGCUCCGGCAGUCCUUCCGCUCAGAAAGAAGCUCUUGAAACUUAUUUCACCAAUGAUGCAUCUUUCUCACAUCCCUUAUGUUCUGUGCCUUCGUUUUCUACGGUGAGGAUACCGGUUCUUGGCGAGGUUGAUAGUAGAUGGGUGCUUUGGUGUGUUUAUAGGUGGUAUAAGGUGCUGAGUCCGAGGAUUGUGGUGGAGGUUGAUGGGGUUGAAUACAACCCCGAAACCCAAACCCUCUUCCUCCAAAUCCACCAAAUAUUCCACCUCUUCUUCGUCCCCUUCUUCGCUCCCACCGUUUACCUAACCACCAUCCUCUACCUCACUCCUUCUACAGGCAGAUUACAAUCUCAUAACCACAACUCAUUCGAAGGAUCAUCAACCGGCGCUUCAGAAAGUAGAAGAAGAACAAAAUACUUGAUAAAACACCAAGAAGAUUUAUAUCAAAGCACGGAAGUGGUGAAGUUUUUCUGGCCGGGUGGAACGAAAGUUAUCAGCGCUUGGAGAUUGUUUGCUACGCUGCUUUGUAUUUCUGGCGCGAUAAUUUUUGCCCCCUUUACGUGGAUGCAGGAGUGGGGAUGGUUUGGGAAUGGGUGGGAUGUUAAGGAGAAGAAGAAGGAGAGUAGGGGCGAGGUGAAUGGUGUUAAUGGUAGCAAUGGGGUUAAUGGUGGAAGAAGGGAAACCAGAAACGCUAAUGGAGAGGUGAGGAAGAAUAGGUAG
Molecule: messenger RNA, 762 nt
Organism: Sclerotinia sclerotiorum 1980 UF-70
Lineage: Eukaryota; Fungi; Ascomycota; Leotiomycetes; Helotiales; Sclerotiniaceae
Exons: 3
Coding region: 1-762 (253 amino acids)
Source: RefSeq, a predicted model, not a curated record